UGUUAAACAAAAUCUCGUAGGAAAAUUACGUAAAAGAUCAGUCUUGUCCAAAAUGCGACCGGCCCAUUCGCAUCAGUACAUUCUCCCGCGCAAAAAAGAGACAACUGACCAGCCGACACGUCGUACUGAACAAACUGCACGGCUGCCGUCAUCUUAUUUGAGCCGUAUAACGUGUCCCGCUAGACGAGCGUUCCACCGACAAAACGACUGUGACAAUGAAAGAAAGCGAUCGUCUAUCAAAAAAACGUACUCCAAAAAAGCCAGGUACUCUAGUAGUCCAAUAUUCCAAAACUAUGCGAAAUCAACGGACGACGAUAUUGGCCUUGAAGGAAGAGAACGCAAAAAACCUGGCCACCGGGAAAUUUGCCCACAGAAAUGUGGUUGUGUCCAUCGUGCGUACUUGACCGUUAGCAAUAAAAACUUUAAUAAUAACACUGGGUCACGCAUACAAAGUGCGGACUUGGUUGCAAGAAAACUAAAUUCACGUGAAGAGCACGAUAUUGAAAACUGCUACUGGAUCGGAAAAUCGUGUGGAACAGACAGUUCGGAUUUGGAUCGAAGAAAACCAAGACCAAUUCCUCGUGAACACCGGUAUCUUGAAGGCUUGAACCGCAAUAGAAAACCACAUUGUAUAUAUAGUGUGGGCGCAGAUGCAAGAAAACUAAAUCCAAAUUCAUACGAACAGCGAUAUGUCGAAGGCUUUAAUCGCAACAGAAAGCAACGCAGUUCUGAUAGUGACACUCUUAAUAACCAUCUGAAGUACGGUAGUUUUGGGAGAAAUUUAAAUAGAAAAAGGCAAGAGAACCAAGCUGGACUAACAGCAGUCCACACAGUGUGUCCUCGGACUAGAGAAAAGCAGCACAGUGCUUUGCAGCCUCUGUCGCCAAAUCGCUUAUAUCCCAGAACCAAACCAAAAACACCCGUUACGCGCUUCUCGGAUUGUCGGCGUACUUCAGAACGAAAGUCUACUGGUUACGGCGCCAUCGAAAAACCAGUACGCCUCGUCUUUCACACGCUGAACUCGAAGAGAAAACACAAAUUAACGGUCUCAGAAACAAUACACGUAGAUAUAAAACCACACAAAUUAAAAUAUAUACCAACGGAUCCUAAACAAGCAAGUAAUACCACAGAUUCAAAUACACUAACUAAUCGGUCAUCUUCCUCUUCCUACACGGGAUCAUCUAAAAAUAUAUAUGGAAAUACAGUUUCGUCACAAAAUGCAGAUUUUCCGCCAAAAAAUAUAUUCACACAAUCCAAUAGAAAUACAACAACGUUCUCUGGAGUUUCCUAUGGAGUGACCGCGUCGUGUAGGAACGUAAGUGUAAAAAAACCUAGGGGUAGUAUCUCUUCACCUGACCAUCGAAAGCUACUACCCGUAUCUAGUAAUAAAUGUAAACAUUUGUAAAUUAAUUUGUAAAUAUAGAACUCAUUAUGUCUGCAGUUGACGUUAAGUUAUAGUGGUUGUCUCAAAUCUUAUUUAUUAUCCACGCAUAAAAGGACAAGAUCGUACAUACAUUACGUACGUACAUAUCAUAAAUCCUGUAUGGUGUGUUCAAAAACCGCAAAUUACAAUCAGCCU
Molecule: messenger RNA, 1579 nt
Organism: Hyposmocoma kahamanoa
Lineage: Eukaryota; Metazoa; Arthropoda; Insecta; Lepidoptera; Cosmopterigidae
Exons: 11
Coding region: 53-1405 (450 amino acids)
Source: RefSeq, a predicted model, not a curated record